Ictalurus furcatus (blue catfish) is the source of this 5482-nucleotide messenger RNA. It is a transcript of the gene psmc5, whose product is annotated as proteasome 26S subunit, ATPase 5. Gene Ontology annotation, molecular function: proteasome-activating activity; ATP hydrolysis activity; ATP binding. NCBI's taxonomy places the organism in Eukaryota, Metazoa, Chordata, Actinopteri, Siluriformes, Ictaluridae. The coding region runs from base 390 to 1586 and encodes 398 amino acids. Gene Ontology annotation, biological process: proteasome-mediated ubiquitin-dependent protein catabolic process. The record is from RefSeq and is a predicted model, not a curated record. The transcript is spliced from 16 exons. Gene Ontology annotation, cellular component: proteasome regulatory particle, base subcomplex.
UGUCCGGUGUUGUGUAGAAGAAGGAGAAAAUGUCGGAUUUUUAUGUUUUUUUUAUUUUUUAAACAUUUUCCUUAGAUCGAAUUCAGUUUGCUGUCUCAUUGUUAUUACUAGCUGAAAGCGGUUCUUUCCCCGCCUGUAUUCUGAUUUAUCCCGCCUUUUCUACUGGGAUUGGAUAGUUUUUCAUGUCGUUUUCUCUGACUGGUCAGCUACUUCUGUGCACGACCUACGUAGCCAAUCCUAGCCCAGGAGGCGGGACUUGUUUUAAUACGGGUAGGAAGUCUAGAACGGUUUGCUUGCUAACGUUAGAAAAAUGCUAGUACUGAGUGUCGGCGUUCAGAUUGUUGUUUUUAAUUCCUGAAUAAUUUCAUUUAGAGGAGGAAACGAAUCGCAUGGAGUUGGAGGACAGUAAAGGAGGCUCAGGUCUCCGGCAGUAUUACCUGUCCAAAAUCGAGGAGUUACAGCUGACCGUGAACGAGAAGAGCCAGAAUCUCCGGCGUCUGCAGGCCCAGAGGAACGAGCUCAAUGCUAAAGUGCGUCUGCUUCGUGAGGAGCUGCAGCUGCUGCAGGAACAGGGCUCGUACGUGGGCGAGGUGGUCCGAGCCAUGGACAAGAAGAAAGUGCUGGUGAAGGUUCACCCCGAGGGGAAAUUCGUGGUGGACGUGGAUAAGAACAUCGACAUUAACGACGUGACCCCGAACUGCCGGGUAGCGCUGCGUAACGACAGCUACACACUGCACAAGAUCCUCCCCAACAAGGUGGACCCUCUGGUGUCGCUCAUGAUGGUUGAGAAGGUGCCUGACUCUACCUAUGAGAUGAUCGGUGGUCUGGACAAGCAGAUCAAAGAGAUCAAGGAGGUGAUCGAGCUGCCCGUCAAGCACCCAGAGCUCUUCGAGGCCCUCGGAAUCGCACAGCCGAAGGGGGUGCUGCUGUACGGCCCUCCCGGUACCGGGAAGACGCUGCUGGCCCGAGCCGUGGCUCACCACACCGACUGCACCUUCAUCCGCGUGUCCGGCUCCGAGCUCGUGCAGAAGUUCAUCGGAGAGGGCGCGCGAAUGGUGCGUGAGCUCUUCGUGAUGGCACGUGAGCAUGCGCCAUCCAUCAUCUUCAUGGACGAGAUCGACUCCAUCGGCUCCUCGCGUCUCGAGGGAGGCUCCGGCGGAGACAGCGAGGUGCAGCGCACCAUGCUCGAGCUCCUCAACCAGCUCGACGGCUUCGAGGCCACCAAGAACAUCAAGGUCAUCAUGGCCACCAACCGCAUAGACAUCCUCGACUCGGCUCUGCUCCGGCCCGGACGCAUCGACCGGAAGAUCGAGUUCCCUCCUCCCAACGAGGAGGCCCGUCUGGACAUCCUGAAGAUCCAUUCGCGCAAAAUGAAUCUGACGCGUGGCAUCAACCUUCGCAAAAUCGCUGAGCUCAUGCCAGGGGCAUCGGGUGCUGAGGUUAAGGGCGUUUGUACAGAAGCCGGCAUGUACGCCCUGCGAGAGAGGAGGGUCCACGUCACCCAGGAAGAUUUCGAGAUGGCUGUCGCGAAGGUGAUGCAGAAGGACAGCGAGAAGAACAUGUCUAUCAAGAAGCUCUGGAAGUAGAGCCUAUAUUGCCUCCCCUGAAUUGUAUUGGGGGUUUUUUUUUCCUCCUUUGGUUUAUAAAUGUGCCCUGAAUUUAUUUUAAAUAAACGGUAUCUCCUGUUCAGAUUCAUGCCUCGUCUGUUUUAUAUGAUGCAUGACACGCAUAAUUUAUUAUUUAUUUAUUUACUUACUUACUUACUUGUAUCCAAUUGCAGACAAAGUGAGAAUGUAAUCCUAGCGUGUAACAGCAGUUUGGAUGGUGUUCUUUUUUUAAUUAAAUCCUUAAAACGUACAUUUUUGGCAUCAAAAAGGAGUAGGUCUUUCUCCUGGUGAUCUCCUGCACCACAGCCUUUCAGGUCAUGGUGAUGUCGGACUCUCUUAUUGGUGGAUGGAUACAUAUUUGGUAUCUGAUACCUCCAACAUCAUCACCAGUUCCUUUGGUGCUGUCUUGGGGUCGAAUCCCUGAGAGUUAAUUUGUGGCUCUUUCCUGAAUGACUUUUAAUACUUCUAUCUAUACAAUUGUUUGUACAGAUGUUUCUGGUACGUUCAGUUGUUUAGAAAUUGCUCCUAAGGAUGAACCAAACUCUUCCCCCUCCCUGAGGUCUUGGAUUUUCACCUGGUUUCAAAAGCCCUGGCUCUAAAUAUUUUCAAGGCACUAACAUGAAACGAAGCACGAUUUGCUUCCUCACGUUAGAUCUUCCAUUUUUGUUCUCAUGAUUUUCCAAAUGAGUAAAUCGAACAUCUGGAUGAAGAUCUGACUUCACAGGACUUCACCUGUAGGCUCCACAAGACGUAAUGCCAUCAGUCCUGAUGCCAUCACCAGGUCCUACAGACCUUUUGCCAUGUUCUCAUGUCUCCAACAUAAUUUCAUGACCUCUCGUCUUAUGGAUGUGUAGAUUCACCAAGAACUUUAAGAACACCAAGAAGCUAACCAAUAUUAACAUGCAGGUAGAAACGUCAUGGAACCACGUGACUGGUGCGCCAUGCGAUCUCAGACUAAUCGUUAGAAAGGUAAGAGAGAAGAGUUGCAGGACGACCUGAAAGCAGCAGGAGCAGCAGUUACACACACGGUUGAGAUUAAUGUGACGGCAUGCUGCUGCAGGAAGUGAUGUCAUUUUUUUUUCUUUUUUUUUACAUGCACAUAAUAAAUGGGGUAAAUUUUCUAUAUUUGUCCAAUCAAAAUAAAUUAUAUAUAUAUAUAUAUAUAUACAUACAUACAUACAUACAUUUUGUUGUAAUUAAUUUAAUUAUUAAUUUAUUGUCUUCAUUUUUAGUUUGUUUUUUCAUUGUUCAUUCAUUCAUUUCUGACAUUUACUUGUCCUCCCUAUCUAAAAAAAUAAUAAAUUACCUUAAUCUUUGGAGAAAAGUUCAAAUUCUUUGCGUUAUAUAUUAGUUUAUUCGUGAAGAUGUUAAAAUUUUACAUACGUGAACAAUUCCGUAAUUGUUUUAUAUAUAUUUUUAUAGGGAAAAAAAAAGUGCCUAAUUUUUGUGUAACUGAAUCUGUUUUUUAAUCAUUUACUACCCUGGUCUCGUUUCAGAGCGUUCUGUUAUUGUUGACUUAUUACUGGAGCGAAAACAAGCUUUCUUAUAAUUAUUAACCCGUCGUUACGGCCUUGAGUGUCCUCGUAAGGAAUGUUGUUCUGUCUUUUCUACUUGAACUCGUCCUCGUGUCCGGCACGUCAUCUUGUCUUGCGUCUCCUUCAGCUUUUCCAGGCAGUAAACCUUUGUUACGUCAGCGACCUGCUCAAAGUCCUUAUGUACUGUUUUACCGUCGCAUUGGGACACCUCGGAUACUGUAGGCGCAGUCUGAGGAAGUUCUUCGAACGUAUUUCGACUUCAUUUCGAUUCGUUUACCAGCAACAGGAAAGAUGGAGAUUGAUUACUACUAUUUAAAGAUCUUCUUAACGCCAUUCCUGGGGGUCUCCGUGGCUAUUCUCAUGACGAAAUUCUGCUGUAAGUGUCGGUGCUUCAGCCGUUCGGGUGGGAGCGAGCUGCAGAGUUAUUCCCCCUCCAUCUACGUCAUUCCCUUUCCUGUUAACGACGAUAACGUCGACGAAGGUUCGCUGUCGUCUGUGGCGGCGUUCGAACCCCCUGCGUACGACUCCAUCGCCCCCGGCAACCCUCCACCACCGUAUUCAGAGUGGAAAAUAAGCGUUCCUGACGAGGAGCUGCCGGCGUAUACUGAAAUCGUGGAGGAGCCGUCGUUAAUUCUACCUCCACAGACGCGACACACCUAACAGACACUGAAUACAUACUGACAAACACAAAAGCCAGGACCAACUCCCAGAUAGACAGAUUUAUAGUUAUUAUCUGUCGAUAACGUGAAGUUUACAAUUAUUAUACAAGGGCUUGAUGAUCCAUAGUCCAUGAGUUCAGUACAGUGGAGUGGAGUGUGUCCCUUGUCCUACUGUGUGUGUGUGUGUGUGUGUGUGUGUGUGUGUGUGUGUGUGUGUGUGUGUGUGUGUGUGUGAAUACACUGUGAAAAGACAAUACUAAUGCACUUUACCAGUUGUUAAACCUCCGCCUCUGGUGGGCGGGGUUUGAGAUUGACGUGUGGCGUAACUCGCUCUGGAGCUCGUUAUUAAACUUCUAUAAACAUUCUGGAGAUUUAAACUUUCCUGGGGAAGUCUAUUUAAUUUAGGAAUCAGGAAAAAGUUUUUAAUUUUUAAGUGUUUAUUUUUGUUUCUUUCCUUUUUUUUUCCUUCUUUCUGUCUUUUAUCGCUCGAGCUUUUUCUUUCUUUCUUUCACUGUUUCGUUUCCUUUACUUCUUUCGUUCUUUCUUUCACUGUUUGUCUGUCCUUUUUUCUUUGUUUCUUUUAUUCUUUCUUUCUUUCCUUAUUUAUUUCACUGCUUGUUCUUUCUUUCGCUGUUUUUGUCUUUCACUUGUUCCCUUUCUUCUGUUUUUCUUUCACACUUUCUUUUAAUCUUUCACUGUUUUGGUCUGUCCUUUCUUUCUUUCCAUUUCUCUUAAUGCUUCAUUCUUUUGUUAUUUAUUUCACUGUUUGUUUUUCUUUCUUUCGCUGUUUUUGUCUUUCACUUGUUCCUGUCUUUCAUUCCUUGAUUUUCUUUUUCUUUCAGUUUUUGUCUGUCCUUCUUUCUUUCUAUUUCUCUUAAUGCUUCUUUCUUUCGUUAUUUAUUUCACAGCUUGUUCUUCUUUCUUUCACUCAUUCCUUUUUCUCCCUUUUAUUCUAUUUCUUUCUCUUUCACUUGUUCUUUUCAUUUUUUUCUGUCCCUCUUUCGCUUAUUUUCCCUUUCUGACUUUCUUUCUUUCCCUGUAGAUUUUUUUUUUUUUUUACCUUCGCUUUCACUGUACCUUUCUUUCUUUCUGACUCUUUUUUGUUUUUCCCAUGAGCACGCUGUGUUUCCUUCAGGAAGUGCCUCUCUAAUAAACUGUGUUAAAUAUCAUUACCACACACACACACACACACACACACGUCUCUCUUUCACCCACAGAUGAAUCAGUCAUUAUGGGGUUUGAUCAGGUUUAUUAGACAGACGACUGUGAUUAGUGAUCAGUGAGACCCGAUCCGAGCCGAAUCAGAACCGAACUUCAAUCGGGUUGUUUUAGGGAAGUCUCUGUGUAACAGGACACUUAUUGCUGAUUUAUUUCCAGGACGUUGUGUUAUAGUACGAGCUCGUAAUUAUUUACAGUCGGCAUGACGUCGAUUUAAAGCACAACAUGUACAGGAAUAUUCCCCUCUUUCUCUUCUUCCACCGCCAUAAACCAUAUAAACCAACAUCUACAGUUCACACAGAGUCUGUACAAAUAUACACCGCUGUUCAGUCUCCAUUAACACACACACACACACACACAUUUAAACUACAUCUCAGCUCCAUCACUUCUUUAGGAAUUUAAUAGGAACGGUUUUUAUAUAAUAUAAUAAAUAAAUAAACUUUGAAGGCGCAGUUUAAUUUGG